Messenger RNA from Talaromyces proteolyticus, 1367 nucleotides. RefSeq lists its product as uncharacterized. NCBI's taxonomy places the organism in Eukaryota, Fungi, Ascomycota, Eurotiomycetes, Eurotiales, Trichocomaceae. The record is from RefSeq and is a predicted model, not a curated record. The transcript has a single exon. The coding region runs from base 118 to 1086 and encodes 322 amino acids.
CGUUGUUAUCAUGAAGAAGCAAGGAUGUUCAGUCGGCGACUCGGGGGCUACAGCUCCGAUGAGUUUGUGAAAUACAGGAUUUAAAAGCAGGGAACGUGCAAAGCCAUUUCUGCUCAGAUGAACUCACCCAAGCAAAUAAUCCCAAAAAUGGACUCCAGAAGUGUAAUCGUCUUUGGCCCUACUGGCGCAGUUGGCUCUGCAGUUGCUCGUACAGCGGCCGCCCUCGGCGCAAAAGUAACUCUUGCCAUGCGAAACACCUCCAAGCAAAUCGCAGGCCUGACAAGCGCAGAAGAACUGAGUAGUGGGUACAAAAGAGUUUAUGCGGACCUUGCCGAUCCAGAUUCUCUCCGUGUCGCGGUGACUGAGGCGGGUGCUUCCCAUGCCUACAUCUAUGCAAUGUUUCAAGACUCCUCCGACCAUAUGCGGCCGAGUGCUGAAGCCCUCAAAGCUGCAGGAAUUAAAUUUGUAUGCCUCUUGAGCAGUUUCAGCGUCCAGGGUGAUAUUCGUGCUAUCCAGCCCAGCGACCCGAUUGCAUUCGGACAUGCUCAGGUGGAAGUCUCCCUCCAAGAGGUGUUUGGACCUCAAGGAUAUGUGGCAAUUCGCCCAGCAUUCUUUGCUAGUAAUACUCUCUGGUGGAGAAGUCAGCUCUUGGAAGGAAACGAGGUCAAGUUUCCUUUUCCAGAACUGAAACUUGAUUACAUUUCACCAGAGGAUAUUGGUGCAGUCUGUGGAACUAUUUUGGCCGUGGACAGCGGAAAGGAAACCGCCGUUGCGUUGGUUGGGCCGGAAGAGCUGUCCGUCUCUGAUGCAAUAGAGAUAAUUGGGCGAGCCAUUGAAAAGGAGGUUAAGGUAACUAAAGUUAGUCAGGAAGAGGGUAUACGGAUCCUAGUCACAAAGAGUGGAUUGCCGGAAGCACUAGCAAAUAUUUUGUCGAAUCAAUUCGCAUAUUUGAACGACAAUCAAGGCUACCUGCAAACACCACAGUUUGAGGAAGCGAGAAGAAAUAUUGAAAAGUAUCUUAAGCGGCCACCAAUGAGAUUCUCAGAGUGGGUGGACCGGAACAAAGAGAAAUUCACCGCUCCUUAACACUAUCCGACCUUCAUUACAUCAAGCUUAUCGCCAAUGCACAGUUUUUACAUCAAUUUGACAGGACGACGCCGCAGACGGCAUGUGGUUUCAUGAAGCCGCUCUCAGUUUCAUAUCAUCAGAAGGGCAAUACUGUCGACAGAAGGCAAGAUAUCUCCCUUGGCUUUGUUUCAAUAUGAGUACCUGUACAUUUCCUUAUGUAUCUUUGUUUCUUGUUGAUACUGAUUACCUGUAAUGAAGAGAAUCAUAAUAGUUAGGUAAUAUAUUCUUGUCUGUUUUCG